GUCAGUGUGCUGUGGACUCAGUGUUGUUUUACUAGUGAGGAUGUUGCUGACUUUCUAUCUUCUCUUCAUCGGGCUUCAUGUCUCUGAAGGCUGCACUCUAGAAAACAGAGGAGAAGUACUGAAUAUAGCAGCUCAUGCAGGAGGGUCAGUAUUGCUGCCCUGCUACUGCACUGACCAACACACCACACCUGAGAGAUUCAGCUGGAAGAAAGACAACAAAGACACAUGGGAAGAGAUAUCCAUUGAGAGUGGUCAGUACAGAGACAGAGUUCAGCUGUUUAAUGGUCACUCUCCAGGAAACGUCUCUCUACUCAUAUCACACCUGACUGAAGAGGAUGGAGGAGAUUAUCAGUGCUCUGUUGAAGGUGCUCAUUUAAUCAUCAGACUGACUGUAAAAGGCUGCCCUCUGGAAAACAGAGGAGAAGUACUGAAUAUCACAGCUCAUACAGGAGGGUCAGUACUGCUGCCCUGCUACUGCCCUGACCUACACACCACACCCAAGACAUUCAGCUGGAAGAAAGACAACAAAGACACAUGGGAAGAGAUAUCCAGUGAGAGUGGUCAGUACAGAGACAGAGUUCAGCUGGGUAAUGGUCACUCUCCAGGAAACGUCUCUCUACUCAUAUCACACCUGAUUGAAGAGGAUGGAGGAGAUUAUCAGUGCUCUGUUGAAGGCGUACAUUUAAUCAUCAGACUGACUGUAAAAGGCUGCCCUCUGGAAAACAGAGGAGAAGUACUGAAUAUCACAGCUCAUACAGGAGGGUCAGUACUGCUGCCCUGCUACUGCACUGACCUACACACCAAAGUUAAGACAUUCCGCUGGAAGAAACAGAACAGAUCCACACACAAACAAGAAGAGAUAUCCAGUGAGAGUGGUCAGUACAGAGACAGAGUUCAGAUGUUUAAUGGUCACUCUCCAGGAAAUCUCUCUCUACUCAUAUCCCACCUGACUGAAGAGGAUGGGGGAGAUUAUAUCUGUGCUGUUAAAGGUUCACGUUUAACCAUCAAACUGACUGUAAAAGGCUGCCCUCUGGAAAACAGAGGAGAAGUACUGAAUAUCACAGCUCAUGCAGGAGGGUCAGCACUUCUGCCCUGCUACUGCCCUGACCUACACACCAAAGUUAAGACAUUCCGCUGGAAGAAACAAAACAGAUCCACACACAAACAAGAAGAGAUAUCCAGUGAGAGUGGUCAGUACAGAGACAGAGUUCAGGUGUUUAAUGGUCACUCUCCAGGAAAUCUCUCUCUACUCAUAUCCCACCUGACUGAAGAGGAUGGGGGAGAUUAUAUCUGUGCUGUUAAAGGUUCACGUUUAACCAUCAUACUGACUGUAAAAGGCUGCCCUCUGGAAAACAGAGGAGAAGUACUGAAUAUCACAGCUCAUGCAGGAGGGUCAGCACUGCUGCCCUGCUACUGCCCUGACCUACACACCAAAGUUAAGACAUUCCGCUGGAAGAAACAAAACAGAUCCACACACAAACAAGAAGAGAUAUCCAGUGAGAGUGGUCAGUACAGAGACAGAGUUCAGAUGUUUAAUGGUCACUCUCCAGGAAAUCUCUCUCUACUCAUAUCCCACCUGACUGAAGAGGAUGGGGGAGAUUAUAUCUGUGCUGUUGAAGGUUCACGUUUAACCAUCAAACUGACUGUAAAAGCUUCUCUGCCCUUCGUCCCCUUUGCCUUGGUGACUGUGAUCUUUCUCCACAUUAUAGUAGCUGUGGUUUAUCACACCAAGAGGAACAAAGAUCCUCACUACAGCACUGCCGAUGGAGAUGGAGUGGUCAGUCUGGAGUAGUGCACAUGCUCUUCAGUGGAAAGAAUUACAUCCAGGCGCUGAACAUAUAGAAGCAAAACAUAC
Pygocentrus nattereri (red-bellied piranha) is the source of this 1855-nucleotide messenger RNA. Its product is annotated as obscurin-like. The record is from RefSeq and is a predicted model, not a curated record. Gene Ontology annotation, cellular component: external side of plasma membrane. The transcript is spliced from 8 exons. Gene Ontology annotation, biological process: positive regulation of T cell proliferation; cellular response to lipopolysaccharide; cell surface receptor signaling pathway. NCBI's taxonomy places the organism in Eukaryota, Metazoa, Chordata, Actinopteri, Characiformes, Serrasalmidae. Bases 41 to 1792 code for a protein of 583 amino acids.